AAAACGAAGAUUGAAAAAACAAUCGAAAAUGGCAAGAAAACCAGAUUGGAAAAACGAACGGCUGGUUUUUACAAACAAAAAAUGAUCGAUAUGCGUGAGUUUUGGCAUGAAUUCGUUAAACAAGAUCGACAAAUAAAUGAAGCCAUCAUCAUAUCAAAGGCUGAGUGCGAGAAUGCUUAUAUAAAAAAGCAACAAUUCGAUGAAAUCGAAAUCAAAUACGAUGAGUAUAUGGGCGAGCUUGAAGAUGGUAUCAAUAGAACAGCUACAGAUACCAACCCAAAUUCAACGGUUUUAGCAGAACCUCAGUUCAAAUAUACUCAAUUGCCAAAAAUUACAUUGCCAAAAUUCGAUGGUGAUUAUAAUUCAUGGAGAUCAUUUUCCGAUUUAUUCACAUCAUUAAUUCAUGAUAACAACCAGCUGCAACCGGUACAAAAACUCCAUUAUUUAAAGGGAUGUCUUAGUGGUGAUGCGGAAAAAUUAUUAAAACAUACUCCCAUCACUAAUCAAGAUUAUGAACCGGCUUGGAGUAAAUUAAAAAAGCGAUAUGAAAAUACUAGAACUUUAGCAAAUUUUCACCUCAAGACCCUAGUCAACCAAAUCAAAAUUACUGCUGAAUCGGGAAAGAGCCUAAAAAUGUUAGUCGAUACAACCGAAGAGUGCUUACAGCAGCUCAAGGCGUUGAAAAUAGACACCAGUCAAUGGGAUGCAUUGUUGAUAUUUUUGAUAGUUCAAAAAUUACCAUUUGUGACAUUGCGCCUCUGGGAAGAGGAAUUGGGAGAUAACCAAGAACUUCCAAAAUACUCAACAUUUUUAGCAUUUUUAAACAAAAGGAUUCGAGUAUUGGAAUCCAUCGGUAGUACUAUUGGUGCAAAACCAAGUACCACCAACAUCAAAAGGGAAAACAUUCAAACCUAUCACACCGUCGUUAAUUCUCAUUGCCCAGCCUGCAACGAAAAACAUUACGUCGGGACCUGUAAAACUUAUUUAAAUAUGGAUGUACCUACACGCAAAAAAAUAAUUAAAGCAUCGAAUAGAUGCCUUAACUGUUUUUCAAACAAACAUUCGCACGCAAAGUGUCGAAAUAAGUUUAAAUGCAAACAAUGUCAUCAAUCACAUCACACUACACUUCAUUUCGAUGAGUCUUCAUCAAAGGAUUCAAAUACUGAAAGGGUUAACAGUAAUGAUGCUGAAAGGACAAACACUUUCCUGUCAAUGGAAAAUUGUAAUGCUCUAUUGCCAACGGCGUUGGCAACAGCAUGUGACCGCAAUGGUCGUUCAACAAUAUUGCGAUGCCUGAUAGAUACAGGAUCGCAAACCUCAUUCAUCACAGAAAAAGCCUGUCAGAGGAUGCAAAUACGUGGAACACCCACAUCAAUACAAAUUCACGGUCUAAGCAAAAACCAAACUGCAUGUUCCAAACAAAGGGUGCAGUUAAGACUUAAAUCUACUAAAAACAACCAUACGGCGGUAGAAGUGAAAAUGUUCGUAUUAGAAACAAUCACUGACCUACUGCCAGCUAAAGAAACAUCAAGUCAAGUCUUAAAACAUUUCAAAAAUCUUGAACUAGCGGAUCCAACAUUCUGGAAACCUAAUCCAGUCGACAUUUUACUUGGAGCUGAUGUAUAUGGCCAUAUUAUUCGCGAAGGCAUACGCUACGCUCCAGGUAGAUCCGUAGUCGCCAUCAACACUAUAUUUGGAUGGAUAAUAUUAGGAAAUAAUUUUAUCUCACCUAACGUUUCAGUAAAGACAUUCAUCGCAACUACAAACCCCAUCAACGAACUCGGAUUUCUACUUCAGAAAUUCUGGGAGAUGGAAGAAGUGCAAACCUUCAACACACAAACUCCAGAAGAUCAAAAAUGUGAGGAGUUAUAUAAAGCCAACUAUGAACGGCUGCCAAAUAAUCAAUAUAUGGUAAAAUUACCAUUCACAGAUCCAAAUGGACCAAGUCUAGGUUCCUCAAGGGAACUCGCGCUGAGGCGUUAUGAAUAUUUACAAAGGAAACUAUCCAAGAACGCACAACUUAAACGCGAGUAUGAAGCCUGUUUGGAUGAAUAUAUAACCAUGGGUCACAUGGAAGAAUGUGAACCACCCAAACCAAAUGAACCACAUUAUUACAUACCACAUCAUGCGGUUUUUAAACAAAGCACCACUACCAAACUACGGGUAGUUUUCGACGCAUCUGCUAAAACUACAAAUGGUAAAUCACUGAACGAGCAAUUAUUGAUCGGUCCAACCAUACAACCGAAGUUAUUCUCUACUGUUCUCAAUUGGAGAAAACAUAAGGUAGUGAUCACAGCAGACGUUGAAAAAAUGUAUCGAAUGAUUUGGAUGCACCCAGAACAUCGCACGUUUCAGCGCAUCCUAUGGAGAGAUCCAGAAACAAAAAUGCUUAAAGAUUAUCAACUUAAGACCGUCACCUUUGGCGUGUCCCCUGCACAAUUUUUAUCCGUUCGCACAGUACAACAAGCAGCACUAGAUGAACAAGAAACAUAUCCAUUAGCAGUGAAGGCAACAUCAUCAGAAUUUUACGUUGAUGAUUUACUGAGUGGAGCAGAAACCAUCGAUGAAUGCCUGGAAUUACAAAGGCAGUUACGAGAUAUGCUUAGUAAGAGUGGAUUUAAACUCCGAAAGUGGGCAAGUAACCGAGUAGAAGUCAUAUCACACUUACCAACAGAAGAUAAGGAGCUACAAGGUUCACUCGAACUACAAGAAACGGAAUCUGUAAAAACUCUGGGAAUUCGAUGGUAUCCUGCAGAAGACUACUUCACUUUUAAUGUUCAAGGUUUAUCAGAUACGCAGGCCAAAACCAAACGUAUCAUACUCUCGGAAAUAGCAUCAUUGUACGAUCCAGUUGGAUGGAUCUCGCCUAUCAUCAUAACAGCCAAAAUACUUAUUCAAACCCUUUGGAUCGGCGGUUACUCUUGGGAUAGCAAGGUUUCUCAAGAUAUCACACAACAAUGGUACGAUUUUAAAGAGGAUUUAAAAAAUCUGAAUAAACUAAAGAUUCCGCGAUGGAUUGGUAUAUCGAAAACCAACCAAACAAACCAAAUUCACGGAUUUUGUGAUGCUUCUAUUAAAGCAUAUGCCGCAGUUCUAUAUAUUCGAACCCAAGAUGAAAAUGGAAACAUCAAGGUAAAUUUAUUAACUGCAAAAUCCAAGGUUGCUCCAGUAAAACCAAUAACUUUACCUCGUUUGGAAUUAAACGGCGCAUUGUUGCUAGCCAAACUUAUAAAAGCUACGAUUCAAGACAUGCAACUUGAAACCUUUCCUGUAUUUCUAUGGACGGAUGCUACUAUUGUUUUACAAUGGAUUCGAGAGCAUCCAUCGAAAUGGAAAACUUACGUUGCAAACAGAGUUGCAGAAAUUCAAGAUGUGACACCUACUGAAUAUUGGCAUCAUGUUCCCACAAAGGAUAAUCCAGCUGAUUUAGCUUCGCGGGGAAUAACAACCAGGCAAAUCCUUGAUUGUGAUCUAUGGUGGCAUGGACCUGAAUGGCUUAGCCAAAAUCAAACCCAAUGGCCAAGAAAUCCAAUUCAACUCGAAGGAACAACCUUAGAAGCCAAGGCACCAUCUAUAAACACAUUACUUUCAACGUCUUCAAGCGACUGGUUGCCAAAGUAUUCAUCAUACACUAAACUUGUCAGAGUAAUAGCUACGGUAUUGCGAUUCGUCGAAAAUUGUCGCGACCGUGAAAAUAAACGAACAAGUCCGUUAUCCGUUAAGGAAUUGAAUGAAUCAAGCACGCUGAUCUUAAAAAUGGUACAAAUCUCAGCCUUUAAAUCUGAGUUAGAUAUAUUCAAGGCAGAAAAACCUCUAUCCAAGAAAAGUCAGCUUAUAACGCUUAGCCCAUUCUUAGAUGGAAAUGGUUUGAUCCGAGUUAGAGGUAGACUGGAAAACGCAGAUGUUCCAUAUGAUAUGAAACACCCCAUCAUUUUACCACGAGAUCAUCACGUCUGUAACUUGAUUAUUGAUAAGGCCCAUAAGGAAACAUUGCAUGGAGGCACUUCAUUGGUUCUUAACACUCUUCGCAAUAAUUUUUGGAUCCUCGAUGGAAAACGAGUCGUAACACGGGAAAUUCAUAAAUGCGUUAUAUGUGCAAAACAUCGAGCAGCAACAACGCAACAACUAAUGGGAGCUUUGCCGGCACCUAGAGUUAACCUCACAAGACCCUUUACACAUGUGGGUAUUGAUUACGCUGGACCCAUACAACUUAAAAUGUCCACUCACAGAAACGCAAAACAUUACAAAGGAUAUUUUUGUAUCUUCGUAUGCAUGGCAACCAAAGCUAUACAUAUAGAGGUCGUAUCAGAUUUGACCUCAAUGGCUUUCAUAGCAGCUUUAAAAAGGUUCGUGUCUCGACGAGGAUUAUGCUCGGACAUAUAUUCAGAUUGCGGAACGAACUUUAAAGGUGGAAAGGUGAAAUUGGAUCGCGAUCUAGAACAAGCCAUCAAGGAAGCAGCUCCAAACAUAGCAAAUUAUUUGUCAACCUUAAACAUUAACUGGCAUUUCAACCCACCUGCCGCUCCACAUCACGGAGGAUUAUGGGAAGCAGGUGUAAAAUCCAUCAAAUAUCAUUUACGUCGUGUGCUAGGCACAACGGUUUGCACAUUUGAAGAACUCGCGACAUUGCUUGCUCAAAUUGAAGCAUGUCUAAACUCAAGACCCUUAUGUGCAUUGAGAAAUGAUAUUGAUGAUCUGGCGGUUCUAACCCCAGGUCACUUCCUCAUCGGUCAGGCUUUAAAUGCAAUCCCUGAACCUGACCUAACAGCAUCAAACUCUUCGUUCAACCAAAGAUGGAAACAUGUCCAACAAAUGAAUCAACAUUUUUGGAAAAGAUGGUCAACGGAAUAUUUAAACCGUCUCCAACAACGCCCUAAAUGGCUAACCAACGAACAAAGCCUUAAGGUUGGAGAUGUUGUCCUAAUAAAGGAUGAAAACACUCCACCGACUGCUUGGCCUUUAGGGAUAAUACAAAUGAUUCAUCCUGGAAAGGAUGGAUUGGUACGAGUUGUAACGGUUCGAACAAGAUUCAGUACUUGUCAAAGACCCAUUGUAAAAAUUUGUCGUUUGCCGAUCGACCAAGUCGAAACUAUUACGACAACAUGAAACCAAUUUAUACUAAUACUUUGUCCAUGUGUUGUUUGUAGUAGUUACAUGUCGUGUCGUACUUAUAAAACUUUCAUACAAAUUUCUACAGAUAAAUAUUCUUACAGUUUAAUAUGCAAUCCAACUGGGACGAUAUGGAUUAUAUCACCAUUCUUGAGGAUAUAAGGUUUUCACCACCUACCAUUUCAACCCCAUUGGUAGAAUUGAUACAGGAAAACCUAAGGUGGUCGGCUGAAGUGGAGAAUGAAUCCGAAUUAAGGUGGUCGGCUGAAGUGGAGAAUGAAUCCGAAUUUAUUCAAAAUAAUGAAGGCUUUACCGAACCCCAAAUACAAAUUCAUAGAAACGAAGGCAUACCGAUUCCGGUUACUAUUAAUGGGUCGACGAUACAUUCCCUCGACAGAUUACGCCCAUCCUCCACUAUACAAGAAAUAAAAAUGAGGAUAGAUAAUGAUUAUCAGAAGUUUAUAACCCGCGAAGGGGAAGAACUCUUCAUUAACAGGGAUACUCUUAGUAGGAUUGAUUUUGAACGGAUCCGAAAUAGUAAGAGGAAACAAUUUUCGGUAAACCUACCUGACAGGUACCAAGUUAAGGUAAACGUAAACAAGGCUGGAAAGGUUGUCUUUCAUCACCACCAUCGCCGUGGGAUAGAAAAAAUAAAGGCCAGAAUACUUGAACGUAACCGUUCAACGGGGGGAGUAUGUUCAACCACACAUUAAAAUGAAUUUAAAUACAAAUUAAAACACAUUGUAUAAUUUUAUAAGAGAAAUGAAU
Messenger RNA from Episyrphus balteatus (marmalade hoverfly), 5877 nucleotides. RefSeq lists its product as uncharacterized. Lineage: Eukaryota; Metazoa; Arthropoda; Insecta; Diptera; Syrphidae. Bases 82 to 5106 code for a protein of 1674 amino acids. The record is from RefSeq and is a predicted model, not a curated record. Gene Ontology annotation, molecular function: nucleic acid binding. The transcript has a single exon. Gene Ontology annotation, biological process: DNA integration.